Neurospora tetrasperma FGSC 2508 is the source of this 1962-nucleotide messenger RNA. RefSeq lists its product as uncharacterized. The transcript has 3 exons. The record is from RefSeq and is a predicted model, not a curated record. Gene Ontology annotation, molecular function: CoA-ligase activity. NCBI's taxonomy places the organism in Eukaryota, Fungi, Ascomycota, Sordariomycetes, Sordariales, Sordariaceae. Bases 105 to 1838 code for a protein of 577 amino acids.
CUCUGUCCGCCCUCCCAGGUCACCCUUGACAAACAGCCGCAGGACUGAACUUCCGUCCGAGUCCCUUUUCUCCGCCAUAUUCUACUACUCACCAACACUUCAGAAUGGUCUUCUAUCCUCCGCCUUGGGUGCCUAAGCUCCCCUUCGACCCUCCCGAUUCAGUCACCAUUGGUGAGUUUAUGAAGAAUGAAGUCUACGGCCGCCGCCCCAUCGACAAGAGCAAGAACCCUUGGACAUGUGGUCUUACCGGCAAGACAUAUACCGUGAAGCAGGCCUUUGAAAGGACAGAGCUCCUUGCAAAAGCCCUCCACAAGUUGAUGGGAUGGGAGCCCAACGCCGACUUGCCUUGGGAUAAGGUCAUCUGCGUCUUUUCUUACAACACCAUCGACUACAUUUCCGUCCUUCACUCGGUCCAUCGCUUGUCUGGCAUCGCAACUCCUGCCAACGUCGCAUAUAACGCUAGUGAACUCGAGCACCAACUUCGCUCUUCUGGCGCAAAGUGCCUGUUCACAUGUCUGCCCGUCCUGGAGACCGCCCUCCAGGCCGCCAAGGCCGUGGGCAUCCCUGAAGACAGGAUCUUCCUGAUGGAGCUGCCUCACCAUUCCAAGAAGCUUCCCUACAAGACCGUCGACGACCUCGUUGAGCUCGGCCGCUCCGUACCCGACCUCGAGCCGCUCCAAUGGACCAAGGGUCAAGGCGCGCGCCAAGUCGCAUUCCUCUGCUUCUCGAGCGGCACCUCUGGUCUUCCCAAGGCCGUCAUGGUUUCGCACAGGAACGUGAUUGCCAACACGAUGCAAAUCAGCUUAUUCGAAGAUUACGGUCGCAAGAAGAAGGGUGUCAAAACACAAGUCGAGCUCGGAUUGCUACCCUUCAGCCAUAUCUACGGCCUUGUCGUGGUCGCUCACUGUGCCCCAUGGCGCGGCGACGAGGUCAUCGUUCUACCCAAGUUUGAGUUUAACGAGUUCCUUCAGGCCAUUGAAAGAUUCAAGAUCAACUACCUCCCGCUGGUACCCCCCAUCAUCGUUCGUAUGUUGAGCAGCAGGGAUACUGUCAAGAAAUUCGACUUGAGCAGUGUCCGCCAUGUCUUUACGGGUGCCGCCCCUCUCGGAUCGGAAACACAGGACGAGUUGCGCAAGCUACUCCCCAAAUGGAAGGUUGGCCAAGGUUAUGGCUUGACGGAAACGGCAACUGUCGUUAGCGCAACAAGUGAGCAUGAUAUUGUGCAGGGCACAUCAGGCUCUCUGGUCCCUGGAGCCAAGGUCAAGCUCAUCGACCAGGAUGGAAGGGAGGUUACAGAGUACGGAAAGCCUGGUGAACUUCUCGUCCAGUCGCCAUCCGUUACUCUUGGAUAUCUCAACAACGAGCGUGCCACCAGCGAAACUUAUGUCUUUGACGAAGAUGGAAGGUGGAUGCGAACGGGAGAUGAGGUCAUCGUGACCAAGUCGCCGGCGGGAUACGAACAUAUCACUGUCGUUGACCGUCUGAAGGAGCUGAUCAAGGUCAAGGGACACCAAGUUGCGCCCGCCGAGCUAGAAGCCCAUCUCCUCUCUCACCCCGCCGUAGAUGACUGCGCUGUCAUUGCUGUGCACGACGAUCGCGACGGAGAAGUGCCAAAGGCCUUUGUUGUGACACCCGCUUCCAUGUCUUCCCGCCCUGACGCGGAGAUCGCGGCUGAGAUUAUCAAGCAUGUGCAGGAGCACAAGGCCCACUACAAGUGGCUCAAGGGAGGUGUCGAGUUCAUUGAUGCGAUUCCCAAGAGCCCAAGUGGAAAGAUCUUGAGGCGCUUGUUGAGGGAUAAGGAUAGGGAGGCUAGACGGGCUCAAGGCGCUAAACUCUGAGCGAGGAAGUAGUAGUAGAAAUAAUUUGAAGAAAGCGUUGUUGGGAAUAUCGUGUCGUUGGAUACCUUUGAGAUGCUUGAUAUAGGGAAGAAAAUGGGUCGCGUUAAGAUAUCCAAGCAGUUGG